GUUACGAUACACGUGGACCUGCCGCCAUCCGCCAUACUGCGUCUCUUCUUUUAGUUUCGUCCUGCUAGCAAGUAAGCUCUCACAGAGAAUCAUCAAUUAAAACAAAAUGGUAGCUCAGAAAAAACAAAAAAAAGCUCAAGAGAGCAUCAAUACCAGAUUAGCUCUUGUCAUGAAAUCUGGUAAAUAUGUUCUUGGGUAUAAGCAAACUCUGAAGUCUCUUCGUCAAGGCAAAGCUAAAUUGGUUAUCAUCGCUAGCAAUACACCACCGUUAAGGAAGUCAGAGAUUGAGUACUAUGCUAUGUUAGCUAAGACUGGUGUACAUCAUUACACAGGAAACAACAUUGAACUUGGAACAGCUUGUGGCAAAUAUUUCCGUGUUUGUACUCUUUCAAUUACAGAUCCUGGUAAUUCGGAUAUUAUAAAGUCAAUGCCAACUGGUGAUCAAGCGUAAUAUGUU
Molecule: messenger RNA, 457 nt
Organism: Pseudomyrmex gracilis
Lineage: Eukaryota; Metazoa; Arthropoda; Insecta; Hymenoptera; Formicidae
Gene: RpL30
Product: 60S ribosomal protein L30
Exons: 4
Coding region: 107-451 (114 amino acids)
Cellular component (GO): cytosolic large ribosomal subunit
Molecular function (GO): structural constituent of ribosome; RNA binding
Source: RefSeq, a predicted model, not a curated record